CGGUCCUGAAUUGUCCCACAUCACCCACCUGAGUUUCCUGGCAUUUUCUUGCUCAUCUUGUGUGGUUCCUUCGGCAUUUUCUUGCUCAUCUAGUUGUCCACUUUCCUUCAUCUCCUCAUGACAAUUAUCCGAGCUCUUUCUAUCUCAGCUUGGCUUUUGCUAGCCCUUGCGAUCUGCUCAGCCAGUCCGAACAACACAAGUUCCGCAGACAGCACAUAUUAUUCUACCCGUUUCCCAGGUGUCCGAUGGGACAAUCAGCAGUGGAAGCUCGCCAAUACCGUGCUUGAACCAGGUCGAUAUCAAUCCAGGAUAUCCCUGGCCAAUGGCUAUCUGGGAAUCAACCUGGCUGCUCUCGGCCCGUUCUUCGAACAGGACCGCCCAAGCAACAACUCCCUCAACGGCUGGCCAGUCUUCGAUCGCCGCCAAAGCUUUGCUACCAUCGCCGGCUUCUACAACUCUCAGCCGAAGCUCAACAGCAGCAAUUUCCCGUGGCUUGAGCAAUACGGCGGAGAGAGCAUUAUCAGUGGCCUGCCCCAUUGGGCUGGUCUAUUAGUGAAAACCAAAGCUGCUAUCUUGGACGCUUCGACUGAUCCAAUCCACAUCAGAAACUUCCAGUCCACCCUUGAUCUUAAAGCGGGUCUGAUGAAGUGGAAAUUCGACUGGGUUUUAUUGGGGGCUCAACCUGAGUUGUCGAUCGAAUAUACGAUGUUUGUUCACAAACUGCACAUCAACCGGGCAGCCGUUCAACUGAAGAUCAAGGCCCUCGCCGACUUCGAGAUCAGCGUGAUCGAUCUUCUGGAUGGCGAUUGUGCUGUCAGAACGGAUUUUGUUGAGAAACAUCAUCACCCGAACUCGUCGACGAUUUGCACUGCCGUGAGGCCGAAGGGGAUCGCUGACUUGGCCGGACACGUGUGCUCCAGUUUAAGAUCCGAGGCCUUCUCUCGCAGUUAUUUGCUGGAAGGCCAUCCAAAGCUUUCCAGUCCAGCUAGUCCCUCAACUAUCGCCCAAUCAGCUACGAUCAAGUUGAAACGGGGCCAGCCUGUGAUCGUGGAAAAAUUCAUUGGAGCUGCCUCGGGUGAUGCCUUCUCCGACCCUCACACUCUAGCCCUUCAAUCUGCGCUCGCUGGUGCCAAAGAUGGCUUUUCAUCUCAGAUAGAAUUCCAUCGGCGGGAAUGGUCCUCCAUCAUGACCGAAGAGUCGGUCGAUGAUUACGGAUUGGCUCAAUAUGACCCUUCUUCAAUUGAUUCUAACAUAGUGGAGCUGCAGAUCCUCGCUAUAACCAACCCGUUCCAUCUUUUACAGAAUACUUUGAGUUCCAACGCCAUCGCUCUUGCCAAUAACUCCACGGCACUCGACCACUGGAGCAUCUCGGUCUGUGGAUUAGGUUCUUCUUGCUACGGGGGAAUGAUCUUUUGGGAUGCCGAGGUAUGGAUGGCACCCGGCUUAGUACUCAGCCAUCCGCAGGCCGGCCAACGAAUCAUCAACUAUCGGGUGGCCCAAUUCCCUCAAGCACAAGAGAACAUCAAGAUGGCUUAUACCUCUUCCCAGAAUCGGACCAACCAAUUCUCGCCCAGCGAUGCUGUUUAUCCCUGGACUAGUGGACGGUUCGGUAACUGCACCGCCUCAGGACCUUGCUUCGAUUACGAAUACCACAUCAAUGGUGAUAUUGGCUUGAGCUUCUUUCAUCACCUCGUGGCCACUGGAAACUUCAAAUUUUUCAAACGCCAGCUCUUGCCAAUCUAUCAAGCCAUUGCUGGGCUGUUCAGCAACUUGCUAUCGGAAACUUCUGACAAGAAGUAUACUCUAAGAAAUGCCACCGAUCCCGAUGAAUAUGCUAAUCAUGUUGACAAUCCAGCAUAUACGAUGUUUCUGAUCAAACACCAUCUGAAUACUGCCAAUGUCUUAAACAGACGAUUAGGUCAAAAGACCAACCCGUUAUGGUUAGAGCAAGCUAACAAUCUUGCACUACCGAUCGACAACCGGACCGGAAUCAUAUUGGAAUACGAGGGGAUGAAUUCGUCGAUCGUUGUCAAACAGGCGGAUGUGGUCUUGAUUGAUGAUUUCCUAGAUUUUCCCAACCCGCACAGGCUCGAGAAUCUGGAAUACUAUGGCACCAAGCAGUCCCUCAAUGGGCCAGGAAUGACCUACGGAGUAUACAGUGUUGUCGAGAACAGGUUCCAGAUUUCUGGGUGCUCCUCCUAUACCUACCAUCUGUUUAGUUCACAGCCUUAUGUCCGGGCACCCUGGUUUCAGUUCAGCGAACAGCUCUCCGACGACUAUUCCCUGAACGGCGGGACCCAUCCUGCGUUCCCAUUUCUCACCGGCAUGGGAGGUGAUUACCGGGUAACGGUGUAUGGCUACCUCGGCCUGCGUUUGGAGCUCGACCAUCUCAGCGUAGACCCCAGUCUGCCGCCCCAGAUCAGCUCGGUUAGCUAUCGCAAGAUCUACUGGCACGGCUAUCCCAUUCGGGCCAACUCCAACCAGACUCACACCUCCCUCUUCCGCCCGCGCUCUGGGGCUCUUCCCGAUGCGGACCCGAACUAUGCCGAGGCGCCCAUACCAGUCAAGCUUAGAUCUUCCGGUCAUGUCCUUAAGCUUGGAAGCGGAAGCACGCUGACGGUCCCUAACCGGCUCGUAUAUCUGGCCAAUCCGCUCCAAUGCGCACCCAUCAAGUCCGACCAAGCGUUCCUACCGGGACAAUUCCCGCUCUCGAUUGUAGACGGCUCCUCCGCCACUCGUUGGGUGCCUUCAAAUCUGCCCGCAACAGUCACCGUCCAACUCAACCAGCGCUUUCGCGCCAAGCAGAUCAUCGGAUUCGGCUUUCAGUUCUCUAACUUCACCGACUUCAGGAUCAGCUUCUUCGACCAUCCCGGUCAACCCGCUGCUCCACACACUUAUGUUUCCUCCAAUGGGAGCCAUCUCGGGUUCAAACCGUUUGACAGUCUAGAUAAUGAUGCUAAUCUCAAAGACCAUGAUAAGAUGGGUCGAACCGAUCUCGGAUGGAACUUUUACUUCUUUCAAGAGCCGAUCGGCUUCCGCAAGUACGCCAAUCUGACUGUCUUCGAGUCCCAUCAAAGCCCAUCUGCUCAUUCAGAGAGCUCCAAUAUCCAUGAAUCUUCUCACACAAAUCACCACCCCAGUCGCCCGAAUUCACAGUCACUUGGAAUAACUCAAUGGACCCUUCUUACCUCACAAGGCCACCUCACAAAAACCCAAGAAACAUUUAGCCACACUCCUGAGCAAAUGUUGGUUGGCCUUCAAUAA
This is a messenger RNA of Puccinia graminis f. sp. tritici CRL 75-36-700-3, 3264 nucleotides long. RefSeq lists its product as uncharacterized. Gene Ontology annotation, molecular function: carbohydrate binding; alpha,alpha-trehalase activity. The record is from RefSeq and is a predicted model, not a curated record. Lineage: Eukaryota; Fungi; Basidiomycota; Pucciniomycetes; Pucciniales; Pucciniaceae. Gene Ontology annotation, cellular component: fungal-type cell wall. Bases 118 to 3264 code for a protein of 1048 amino acids. Gene Ontology annotation, biological process: trehalose catabolic process. The transcript is spliced from 2 exons.